This is a messenger RNA of Emiliania huxleyi CCMP1516, 1801 nucleotides long. RefSeq lists its product as hypothetical. Lineage: Eukaryota; Haptophyta; Isochrysidales; Noelaerhabdaceae. Bases 39 to 983 code for a protein of 314 amino acids. The record is from RefSeq and is a predicted model, not a curated record. The transcript is spliced from 2 exons.
GCGAGCGUCCUUUUGCGGUGCAUCAGUCAUCAGUCGACAUGCUUUACAAGACCUGCGCCCUCGCCAUCAUCGUGGCCACGUCCGCCGCACCGACUCCUCCCGUCGUGGACAACAAGCGGAAGCUUGGCGGCACCGUCGACGACGGCUUCAUGGGUUUCGCCACGGCACAGCACUCGCAGGAGGCCCUCGCUCAGCAGUGGCGCGAGAACUGCCCGCCAUGCCCGACCGGCGGCUUCUGCUGCCCGGCGCUGGGAUGUAAGAUCACCGAGACCGUCAAGACGGGUACCGACGAGGGCGCCUACCAGGCCGAGUUGUGGGCGGAGACCCCGUUCCCGUGGUACGAGAUGCCUGUCGUUCCGGUCCUCUCGGCGACACACCCAGUCUGGACCUUCCUCCAGAUUAACAAGCAGUGGUGGCUGUACUGCUUCUUCAACGAUGGCGAAGCUGCGCCCGCGGCGAUGCCGCCGACGGCCGCGGCGGCGGCGGAGCCCACGGCGGCUGCGGCGACCAAGCCUCCGAUGGCCAAGGUCGGUGCCGAUGCAGACGAGCACGGCUGCCGCGCCAGCGCUGGCUUCGCGUGGUGUGCGGCCAAGGGCAAGUGCCUCCGGAGUUGGGAGGAGAGCUGUAGCAGCGAGCGUGGCGGGAGCCGCCGCCUCGACGCGGCGCCGGCGCUCGCGCUGCAGAGUCCGGGCGCCAAGGGCGAUCCGCUCACGCUGGACGGCGGGUACCUCGGCGGCCAGGUGACAGCGGCGCCCGACAAGCCCGGCGCCCCCGCGUCGUGGACGCAAUUCGCCGGUCUCGGCCUGGUCACGGGCGGCAAGUACGUCGCCGCAGGCGUCGAGACGGGCCUCGAUUGGAUCACGGGCGGCGCCUUCCAGGGCUCCUCCAACUCGGUGGUAAACACCGCGAACAGGUUCACCGCGCUUGACUCGGACACGGCAAACGACUUUGCCACCCUGAGCGAGGGUGGGACGGUCGGAUGAGCGCCCUGUCGCCUCUCUCUGACUCUGUGCUGGGGCAGCUGGGACGUGUGCCCGCGGGCGCGCUCGGCGCUGCGGCUCUCGCUCGUGUCGACCCCAGCGUGUCAAACUUUGCUACACUGCCCCGCAUCGCAUCGUGGUGUCGUAGUGUUCAUUAUUCCUCCACUAUUCCUUGAGCAGAAGACACUCUCCACUGUAGUCUGUACACUCUCCACGCACCCGCGCUCGACUCUCACGACUCUGUGGGCGGUCUGCGCAGUGCGCGCUGUGUAUAUCCAUCAUCCACACUCUCUGCUGCAGGUAGAGAGCGAGUGGCACACGCGCAAGCGACACACCAGCGACCCUCAGUCGAAGCCGGCGAUGUCGGAGAGGAGCAGCGCCUGGCGCCGCGUGUGAUCGAGCUCCUCGGCGUCCGCCCCCUCGCGCUGCAGGAUGGCGUACAGCUCGGCGGCCUCGACGACCUUGCGCGGCCGCGGCUGGUAGCGGUAGAGGCUGCCCUUGACCACCUUGUAGCGCGAGAAGGCGUUGCACACUGCGUCGCACCACUCCUGCAUCGCGUCGUCGCCCAGCUCUAGCAUCGCGUGCAGAUCAAACGGCCGGUUGGGACGCAGCACGUGCGUCCCGCUGGUGGGAAAGAGCGCUUCCCAAUCCGUGCCGGCAGACUCUGCGUAGUCGCACAGCUGCUCAGAGUUCCGCUUCGCGACGUACAGCAGCGCGAGGCGGCGGCUCCGAAAUGUGCGGUCCCUCUCCGAAGUCGAGCCCUCGUGCUUAGACCACCACGUGUACUUGGAGGUCUCGUGCGCGACAUCAUCAUCAACCGC